AUGGCGCAGAGUGUUGAUAAAACAGAGUCGAAUAUCGCUGACGUUUCAUUGAAAAUGAAUACAGAAAGAGUUAUGUACGCAAGGAACCGCAUCCUAGUGGGGGCCAGACCUGCAGUGGUGGGUGGAACUCCAAUAACUGAAGAAUUGGCUACGGAGUUGCGAGUGACAGCAUUCGGCACCUCGUCCUGCCCACCGAGAGGAGAGUGGAUACACACACCGCUUGUUAUGCGACCUGCCGAACAGCCUCUAGCCUACGGCCUCGCAGCUGCUCGUAAUGGCACCAGGUCAUUGCUGUCCGCUCUUCAAGCUCACAUCAUCAAAUGGCUUCUGUUCGAUUCCCGGCCGAUCACAAAAGACAAUAAAUCUACGGAGCCGCCAGACAGCUACCUGCGGCCCUCGGAGGAGAGACAGGAGGAAGCCAUCUGGCGUGCUUGCAGCGAGGUCGUCUGGCGGUGCGCGGGUCACGGCACCGACCCUCGAGCUACCUUGGCCUUGCCGACGGAUUCCACAUACGUGCAGCAUAGUUCAAACUAUUAUCAGGAUGGAAUUACUGAGAAGCUGCAUUUGUUCGAGUUUAAAAGCCUCGAGGAUCUACAAAUAUUUAUAAAGAGAUAUUUGUACUUGUUUCAGUCCGAAGACGGCUCAGGUGCGCUGUUACUGCUGUAUGCUGCCAUCUUGUCGAGAGGCUGUGAAAAUAUAAAAAAAGACUUAGAUGGUAAGCAGAACUACUUAGUGUCCACACAAGUAGAGGGAUCCCUGAACGUUACCACUCUGCUGCUCACCGGUCGUGCUACCCCCUACCUCCACAAUGGUGUGCAAUAUGUUGGGGAUGAAGAUCAUUAUGCUAUGCCCCAAUUUGGUGUACUAUCCAGAAGCCCAGUGGGACUCCUUGUAUGGUAUAAUGGGGAUGAUACCGUCAGUAACCAUGUGUCCAAUCAGUACCCUGGAUCGCGAUUGAAAACACCAGCCCUACCUAUAUGGGUAACAAGCUGUUCUGGACAUUUUGGCGUUUUAUUCAACACGAACCGGGAAUUGUUGAGGAACUAUCAUGCUGAAAGGAGAUUUGACAUUCACUAUUAUACAUGUGGCGGGUGCCACGUGCUUCUGAACGUGGACACGCGGGCCCACGAAGACGUUGGACCUCUCCGGACUGAUGACAUCAGCGCUACACCCUUGGAGAAGCUGAUCCAUACCAAAUGGCAAGACGCUAAGAUAACAUGGACAGGAGCUGCGCCAUAUUCUUCCGAUUCACCAAUAUAA
Molecule: messenger RNA, 1260 nt
Organism: Zerene cesonia (dogface butterfly)
Lineage: Eukaryota; Metazoa; Arthropoda; Insecta; Lepidoptera; Pieridae
Product: inactive ubiquitin carboxyl-terminal hydrolase MINDY-4B
Exons: 12
Coding region: 1-1260 (419 amino acids)
Biological process (GO): protein K48-linked deubiquitination
Molecular function (GO): cysteine-type deubiquitinase activity; K48-linked deubiquitinase activity
Source: RefSeq, a predicted model, not a curated record